This is a messenger RNA of Peronospora matthiolae, 525 nucleotides long. NCBI's taxonomy places the organism in Eukaryota, Oomycota, Peronosporomycetes, Peronosporales, Peronosporaceae. The record is from the annotation of a GenBank genome assembly.
AUGUUCGCGGAGCGAGCGAGUGGUUUCCAGUGGAGUGAAGACGUCAAAGUAGACGUGCUAGGGCACCACUUGACCGGUAUGGCCGAGCGAUAUUACAACCAACAGGUCGAGGGGUGGUUUGAAGAACAGCCGACGCUAGAGCAUGCGAUGCAGCGUCUACUCCAUACUUUUGCGACCAAGAUAACUCCCGCACAAAGCAUGAAGAUUUUUACAGCUCCCACGAGCUCCAAGCGAAUCUGGACGGAGCAUUACCUGUAUUUGGUGGCGGUGAGUGAAGCGUGUGGAUGUGCCGACAACCUAGUUCAAGACAACAUUGGGCAUUACGCCGACCCCAGUAUGAGGGUGUCGAUGUUGGCGAGGCUAAACCUCACGCGCAUAGACUAUUUGCGGCAGGCGAAAGAGCUUGCGCACUUCGCGCAGUCGACCGAGAUAGAACUGCGCGGUAAGAACAUCGGAAAGGACGUGGUUAAUACCGUCAAAAAUGGACGCAGAGCGUAUCCCAAACCCCGAACACACAAUCGCUAG